CCGCCCCCGGCCGUCCCGGGGGGGCCUCCCCACCCCCUGGACUUCGCACGGGCGCCCCGGCGGGGCCGGCGGCAGGCGGGGGAGGGGCCCGCGCUCACCUCCGCCGUUCUUGUAGCACAGCCGCGAGGCGUGUGGGAUCUUAGCUCCCCGACCAGGGAUCGAAGCCGCACCCCCUGCAUUGGAAGCGCGGAGUCUUAACCACUGGACCAACAGGGAAGUCCCCGUUUUUAUGUUUUAAAUAAACUUUUUCUAACAGAAUAGCUUUAGAUGCACAAACUGCAGAGAUAGGAGUGAGAGUCCCCACACACCUACACACAGCUUCCCCUGUUACUAACACUCUCCAUCGUGUGGUCCCUUUGUUAAAAUAAUCAACCAAUAUUAUACAUGAUCAGCAGCUAAAAUCCAGAGUCUUUUUUUUUUUUUUUUGCCCUGUGUCCUGGAGCUUGGAAGCUGCCAGUACUGAAGACAUGACACCGAGGGGGCCAGAGUCCUUACAUUACGUGGCCCAAGACCACACGCCUGAUCCCUGCCAACAAAAGGAGGGUUAAAGUCCAGAGUCUUAUUCAUAUGUCCUUGACUUUCCCCUCACCUCUUUUUUCUGCCCCAUGAUCCCACACUGCAUCGGCGUUGUGUCUUCUUAGGCUCCUCUGGGCCGUGACUGUCCUCGUUUUUGGUGUUGUGGCGAAGGUCCUGCAGGACCCCUCAGGGUUUUUCUGGUGUUUUCUGUCAUGAGUAGACAGGGUGAUGCUUACUGAGAGGAGGACCACGGAGGCGAAGUGCCCUUCUCAUCACAUCCCAGCAAGACUCCGUGCUUUGAACACGACUCCCACUGUCCGUGUCGACCUGGGUCACCUGGCUGAGGUCCUGUUUGUUCACCAGGUGUCUCCACUUUGAAUUUAAUCUUCCCCCUUCCCAUCCUGUCCUCUUGGGAACAAAGUCACUAGCCAUGGCCCACGCCUGAGGAGCCAUUGAGAAAAACAGGAUCCGACAAAAACUGGUUAGAGCCAGUUAGGCCCAAGAUGGUGGAAGACUCACUUCCAGCAGACCUCGAGCCUCAUUGUAAUGCAUUAACAUGCUAAAUGACACCCCACAGGUGCCACGACAGUUCCCAGGCUGACCAUAAAAGGCCAAAAAGAGGGCGAUGGCCCAGUUCCUGUUGCUCUCCACCCCUUCUCCAGAAUAGUUGGGACAACCCUCCCACUCCCAAAGAGCUCCCCACUAAGAUGCAUAUUAGAUAGCUGGGGAAAAUGUAGACAGGAUGGUUUAAGAAAAAUAAUUAAUUUUCUUUUGCAAUAUUGCAUGGCCCCGUACAAACUAGGGGACCAAGAGAUCUGGCCAGAAAACGGGUCAUUGAAUGACAAUACCGUCUUGCAGCUGGACCUGUUCUGUAAAGGAAAGGUAGAUGGGGUGGGAGUCCCAUAUGUUCAAAUGUUCAUGACCCUGUUCUAAGAUCCAGGUCUAAAGAGCUCCCGCCGGGUGUGCCUGGCUCACAUCCCUUCAAAGUUCCUUCUUCCCCCACGGGAGCCUGAUGUUUUAGGUGAUCCCCUUAUGAGACCACCUCCCCGAGGUCCACAACCAGGAACUCCUACCCGGCCCCCCCCCACCAAUUCUGAGGAGGGACAGUCUUCCGGCCUGUUUACCCCUAACGCCACAUCUGGACAGCUAUGGGACCCCAAACACCCCUGAAUCAGCCCACGGAUUUGGCCUUUGGAGUAUUCAACAAUAGAGAUAAGGUUGAAGAGGUAAAAAGGGUUCAGCGAAAAGCACAGUUAUUGGUGGCAGCCCUAACCCCUGCACCACCUCAGGGUUACCCUCCCUUACAGAAGCCCAUGACGGGGACAGGAUCCAGGAAGCCUGGAUCAGGGCCACCGUCUCGCCAGGAAAGGAUCUGUUUUAAGUGUGGCCAAGACGGCCACUGGAAGGACAAAUGCUCCCUGUAUGGGAAAAGUCCACUGGGAUCCUGCCUGACAUGCAAACGAGAGGGCCACCGGAAGUGGGACCACCCCCAGUCCCGAUGGGGACUCUGAGCCCCCAAACCAAUGAUGGCCGAGAGGACCUAAGACUGUUGGGGCCCGGGACCCUCCCUGGCUCCCCAAGGACACCUGGUCCUUUCUCUGGAGGAGCUGAAAGUGAGCGGGCCCUGUGGGGCUCCCGGGCACGGAGGCACUUUUGUCCCCCGUUUCUUGUAGGCAAGAGUCCAGCCUCCGUGACCUUCCUUGGGUUCCAAAAGGGAGAGCUGAACAGUUGCUGAUCAAGGGAGAAGCGGCCAAGAAACCACCUGAGACGAGAUUAAAGGGACCCGAGAAGCUCCUCCAGAUCAGGACACACCACCUGAGGCGAGAUUAAGGGAGUGAAAGCCCUACGCACACCCCGAUCUUGUCAGGAACCCUGACUUUGAACCGUUGUUAUAAAACCCCUCCUCAAAUCCUCGUGGGCGGGGGACACUUAGCUUUUCGAGGCAGGAGCCCGCUGUGCCCCCCUUUGUCUGGCAGAGCAGUAAAGCUCUCCUUUUCUACUUCCCCCAAAACUCUGUCUCCAAGAUUUGAUUGGGCACCGGUGCACAGAGACCGAGCUUUCGGUAAAGAGCCUCUGGUAACCUUGACGCGGACGGUAGGAAGGUUAUUUUCUUACCAGCUAUGGGGGCCGCCUAGUCUGUGCUGACUGAUGGCUCAGGCCCCGCGUCCUCCCAAUCGUGUAUGAUAAGACCAAGCAAUUCAGCGUGCCCCCCCGCAGCUGCUUGCUAGGAAGUGGGACCUUCACACAUCAGCUCUGCUCAUGCCUGAGUGCCCCGUCCCUGAGUGCCCCGUCCCUCAGUGCCCCGUCCCUCAGUGCCCCGUCCCUCAGUGCCCCGUCCCCCUGCUGGGAAGGAACUUGCUCACUGAAUUCCAGACAAUAGUCCAAGCUGGAGACCCUCACGGAGAAGGCACCCGCCAAGAAAAAUGAUUGCUCUUGCCCGUGGGAGCCUGCCUCAAUCCCAAGCCAGAGGGGGUCUCCCCUCCACCCCAGGUUGUUUCUCAAGUGAACCCCGCUGCCUGGGACGCAGAGGUCCCUGGCGGAGCUGCUCUCGUCAGGCUACCUUUAGAAAUGGGACCACGUGAAGCUGUAGGCCAGCCUCGAGGGCCACGAUCAGAGAGCUUCUUAAACCCAGGGAGGAUCCUCAAAAGUGUUUAUAAAUAAAUUACCAAAAUGGGAGGCCACUGGUCUGACUAAACUAACCAUCGCUGAUAGGAAUUUGGGGUGAAGGAGGCCUUCUCCCCUAAGCUAGAUGAGGGCAAGUAAAACAUUCCAACAUAGGUGAAUGAGGUGAAUGAGUGUGUCAGUCUUUUGAUAUCACUGAGGUGGCCACUCAAUUCUUUGAGGAAAAAAAAACCUCCUUGUUUUAUAACUCUAGUCUGUACAGGAUCAGAGGUGGAGCUCCAGAAAGAAUCCACAUCCCACCAGCCUUUACCACUCCUCAAACCUCCCCUCCUUAUCUUAAGAGGCUUGUAAGUACGGAGGGAAAACAAUUUUUUUUCUGGCCUUAAGGGAACAAAGUCAUCCUAGAAGGAACUUGCCUUUUGCUCCUCAGGCCUUUGAGACACAAAUGCUCUACCUGCCCUUCUCCAGGAGCCCAUAGCUCUGCCAUCUCUUUAAAGUGCACGUUUUGAGCAGCAGAAACGAACACAUUCACCUAAUGAAGGACAUCUUGGUUGCUCCAGGUUUUGCCCCUUCUGAAAACGCUGCUAUGAACAUUUUGUGCUCGUUUUUCUGUGGACAUAAAAUUUCAAAUCCUUCGAGUAAAAUACCAAGGAGCGCGGUUGCUGUAUGGUAAGAGUAUGUUUAGUUUUGUAAGAAACAGCCAAACUGGCCGCACCAUUUUGCAUUCCCUCCAGCAAUGAAUGAGAGUUCCCGUAGCUCCACAUCCUCGCCAGCAUUUGGUGUUGUCAGUGGUCCAGAUUUUGGCCAUUCUCAGAGCUGUCCAGUUUUCCCAGCACCACUUAUUGAAGAGGCUGUCUUUUCUCCAUUGUAUAUUCGUGCCUCCUUUAUCAAAGUGUUGUUUACAGAGCUAACAUGUCACAUUGUGAUACAGUCCAAUUUAUCAUUUCUUCUUUAAUGGACCAUGCUUUUCAUAUUGCAUCCCCAAACUCAUCACCAAGCCCAAGACAUGCUGCUGCUCAAGAAACAGACGGAGGACAUCAGCAGCGUCUAUGAGAUCCGGGAGAAGCUCGGCUCGGGCGCUUUCUCCGAGGUGGUGCUGGCCCAGGAGCGGGGCUCCUCACACCUUGUCGCCCUCAAGUGCAUCCCCAAGAAGGCCCUUCGAGGCAAGGAGGCCCUGGUGGAGAACGAGAUCGCGGUGCUCCGCAGGGUCAGCCACCCCAACAUCGUGGCUCUGGAGGACGUCCACGAGAGCCCUUCCCACCUCUAUCUGGCCAUGGAGCUGGUGACGGGGGGCGAGCUGUUCGAUCGCAUCAUGGAGCGCGGCUCGUACACGGAGAAGGACGCCAGCCACCUGGUGGGGCAGGUCCUUGGUGCCGUCUCCUACCUGCACAGCCUGGGCAUCGUGCACCGAGACCUCAAGCCUGAAAACCUCCUCUAUGCCACGCCCUUCGAGGACUCCAAGAUCAUGGUCUCUGACUUUGGCCUCUCCAAAAUCCAGGCUGGCAACAUGCUAGGCACCGCCUGUGGGACCCCGGGCUAUGUGGCCAAAGACUUCAUCCGGCACCUUCUGGAGCGAGAUCCCCAGAAAAGGUUCACCUGCCAGCAGGCCUUACAGCAUCUUUGGAUCUCCGGGGAUACAGCCUUUGACAAGGACAUCCUGGGCUCAGUUAGUGAGCAGAUCCAGAAGAAUUUUGCCCGGACCCACUGGAAGCGAGCGUUCAAUGCUACCUCCUUCCUGCGCCACAUCCGCAAGCUGGGGCAGACCCCGGAGGGGGAGGACGCCUCGGGACGGAGGGUGAUGAGCCACGGCCACCCGGGCCUCCGCACUGGCCAGCCCCCCAAGUGGUGACACCCAGGCUGAGCGCACGGACCCCCAGACUCCCUUCCAAUGGACCCUUUCAGUCCCCCCCACCUCCCCCUCCCGCCCCAGGGCACCUCUGCGGUAGAGCUUGAGCCCUGUGGGUGUGGUGCAGGGCACUGGGGUGGGCGCUGUUGGGGCACGUCCACAGAUUUCCCUCCCCUGUCGCUGCCACACCCCGUCUAGAGACCAAGAGGCCCAGGGGCUGUCCUUCCCGUGCUGUUCUGUGCUUUGCUGACUGUGGGUGGUCCUGCUUGUGUCGUGGCCCUCCAGCCUCCCUCCAGUCUUCCCCAAAUCAAUAAAGACAGACAGAGCAAUGGGCAGUGGUGAGCUGGGGGGAGGGAUGAGGGCUGGGAAGGAAACCAAGGAGGCAGGCCACCUCGCCCGUCACCACCCGAACUUCUGCUCCCCCCAUCACAGCAGACAAGCUCCGGGUUGUCCAAGAACUUCCUGUCCCCACUCCCCGACGUGCCGGCAAGAGGCAGCCGAGCUGGCCAGCUCUGCCACCCUCGAGGUUGGCCUGCGUGUGGCUCUGGGGCCCUGGGCCGGGCUCAGGGGCGAGUGGAGCCCCGGGUGCUGUAGCCAGGAGGGCAACCAGAGUUCCGGGCUGUCUUCACCCCCCUCCCCGCCCCCCCUCCGUCUCCCUUCCUUCCCCUGCUUCCCGUGGCCGUGGCCGGACAGAGCAUUCCCAGAGCACGCCUUGCACCGAAAGCCUCAGCAGCCCGUCUCUGAGGCUGGAGGAGGGGCCCCUCGUCCAGGAGGGGGCGCUGCUGGGGCCUCAACCUCUGUGCUGGGUCGUGGCUUUGGCACCGCUGGGCUCCAGGCCCUGGGGACCCCGGGCUGGGUGGGUCGUGGCUUCCGGUGUGAAGAACGGUGGCUGGUGUUCUGGUCUGUGCAGCCCCUGCCCCUCACACCCCCAUUCUGGAUCGGGUAGGGCUCCAGAGCCCGGCCUUGCUGGGCACCAGGCCUUUACUGGCUCCGCUUGGCCUUUGUCCUGCACCCAUGAGGGGAAGGCUCCUAGGGCCUCUCCUCGGCCCCGGUCAGGGCAGAAGCAACACCCUCACGGUUCUGGCUGAGCUGGCCACCCCUUUGUCCCACCGUCACCCCUGCCCACUGGUCCCUUCCAGCCUUCAUCGCAGAGCCUGCUGGAGAAGACACCUCUCCACGUCGACCUUUGGGAUCUGAAGGGAGAUGGCGAGGCCCAGAGCAGGGCUGGCCUGGGUCUCGGGGGUGGGGCUGGAGCAGGGGCCGGGCUUCCGCUGAGGAGGGUAGCCACGCACAAGUCUCUCUCCGGAGUUCUCCUCCCAGCAUCCUCCCACCCCCUUCCGUGCACAGCCGCGCAGGCCCCUGAGCCCGGGGCAAGUCCCGAGGGGUAGGCAGCUUCCCCCUCUGUCCCCACGGCCAAUUCUAGGCCAUCCUUUGCUCUAGGCUUUGGUGUCACACAAUGUGGUCCCACCACGCCAGCUCCCCUUUCUCUGUCCAUAGCCCGGGGGACCUCAGGCUGCCAUAACCUUGGCCCGGUCUCUACAGCUUGGCCUCUUCACCUCCAACGACCUGUCCUGCCACCUCAGACGUCCCCUUCUCUGGCUCUCCUCCCCUCUUUUGGUUGUUCACAUUGGCCUCCCAGCACACUCACGUUUUCUCGCUUUGCCAUCAACAUUGAUUGGGCCUCUACUCUGUGCCAGGCGCUGAGCCCACCGGCCAAGGUGCCCACCGUCACGCAGGAGGUCCUGCAGUGGAGGGAGUGGGCUUACUCAGGCGGUGGGAAUGAUCCGCCCGGGGAAGGUAGCAGCUGGCUGCUCAGGGAGGCCUGAUCAGGAGUGCCAGAGCCAGCCUUCCAGAAGCAACCACACUCCUUCGGAGACAGCCAGCUCUUCCAGCCCAGGCUGCAGCCACAUCCUCGCUGUGGAGUCAGAGUCCGGCCCCAGCUCCGGCCGCAGUGACACAGGGCGCAAUUUGAUCUUCCGCCAGCAGGAGGCGCCACAGUCGCAUUUUUCCACGUCCAUCAGCCACCUGUUGAUCCUUCAGCACCUGGGGCAGCUGCUCAAAACCAUUUCUCCUCCCCCCUCCCAAAUCCUGCCCCAGGGACAUCCUAGCCUGGGGGAGAGGCCUACCCUGCCCAUCUAGGAGCAGGGAGACGGGAGACCCCCAGGUCGGGCAGCGGCGUCGCCGUUCAUCCCUCCGAGCCCUUCCCAUCUGGGGGGGGCAGUUUGCGAGAAGAAAGCUUUGGGUGACCCAGGCCGUGGGAGCAUUUCGGGCUCAGGGAAGAGCAGGUGCUCCGGUACUGAGGCUGCGCCGGAGGGACGGAUCAGACUGGAGCCUGGUGAGGUGAGAGCUGGGCCUCGGUCUUUGAGCUGCGAUGAGCCGCUGGCGGGGUGGGGGCCUGAGAGCGCCCUUGUCCGGGCUGGGGAGGUGCUGAGCUGCUGUUGAGUCUGGAGCCGGGGCCAGAGGACUGGCCUUCCCAGGUGUCAGGGACCAGACUGGGUUUGAGGGGGGAGCCCUGUGGGCAUCACAAGAAGAUGUCUCCCUCAUUCUGGGCCACACAGGGUGGGCCACACGCUCUGUCCUGGAGCGAAUCUGUGGCAUGCGGGAUCUAGUUCCAGACCACGGAUUGAAACCCUGCCCCCUGCAGUGGAAGCGCGGAGUCUUAACCACUGCACCGCCAGGGAAGGCCCAGUG
Molecule: messenger RNA, 7675 nt
Organism: Globicephala melas (long-finned pilot whale)
Lineage: Eukaryota; Metazoa; Chordata; Mammalia; Artiodactyla; Delphinidae
Gene: PNCK
Product: pregnancy up-regulated nonubiquitous CaM kinase
Biological process (GO): peptidyl-serine phosphorylation
Cellular component (GO): intracellular anatomical structure
Molecular function (GO): calmodulin binding; calcium/calmodulin-dependent protein kinase activity; ATP binding
Source: RefSeq, a predicted model, not a curated record